AUCUCAUUUCCAUUCCAGUCUUUAAACUUUCCUCAGAAAAAGAAAAAGGAAAGAAAUUAUUUUCAAUUUAGUCCAAAACACAAUUGACAUUAUUAUUCUUUAUCAAUUAAUCUAAUCCAUUACUUUUCUCUGACUACAGCUGCUAAAAUCAGAUCAUAGCAAUCGAAUUAUCCCUUAACUUCGCGAUUUUCUUUCACUUUCUCGGCAUCCAAACACACUAGUACAUUUUCCCAGCUGCUUCCCGAAUCCCGGGAAAAUACUCAUAUCUUUUUCAGUUCAGUGAAAAUGAAUGAAUUGAGUGAAAUGUGCUGAUUCUGAUGGAGAAGUAUAAAUUAGGAGUAAUUUGAUGAACUGAUUGAAUGGCCUCAGAUCUUAGUAGAACUGGCCCAGUUGAAAGGGACAUCGAACAGGCCAUCACUGCUCUAAAGAAGGGGGCUUACUUGCUCAAGUAUGGAAGAAGGGGAAAACCCAAGUUUUGUCCUUUCCGUCUUUCCAAUGAUGAGUCGGUUUUGAUAUGGUUCUCAGGGAAAGAGGAGAAAAUUCUUAGACUAAGUCAUAUAACCAGAAUAAUAUCUGGGCAACGCACUCCGAUAUUUCAAAGAUACCCAAGGCCGGAGAAGGAAUACCAGUCUUUUUCUCUUAUAUACAAUGACAGGUCACUUGAUUUGAUCUGCAAAGAUAAAGAUGAAGCUGAGGUAUGGUUUAGUGGUUUAAAAGCAUUAAUUUCGCGUAGUCAUCAACGAAAAUGGAGAACAGAAUCAAGGAGUGAUGGAAUUCCAUCUGAAGCAAAUAGUCCUAGGACAUACACUCGAAGAAGUUCUCCUCUGAACUCUCCAUUUGGUAGUAAUGACAGUUUGCAGAAGGACGGUGACCACCUUCGUCUUCAUAGUCCAUAUGAGAGCCCCCCUAAAAAUGGUCUGGACAAGGCAUUUUCAGAUGUGAUAUUAUAUGCUGUUCCCCCUAAGGGAUUUUUUCCAUCAGAUUCUGCUAGUGCUUCAGUACAUUCUUUAUCAUCUGGUGGCUCAGAUAGUGUACAUGGUCAUAUGAAGGCAAUGGCGAUGGAUGCAUUUAGAGUUAGCCUAUCUAGUGCUGUUAGCUCAUCUAGUCAAGGUUCCGGUCAUGAUGACGGUGAUGCUAUGGGAGAUGUAUUCAUUUGGGGGGAAGGGACAGGAGAUGGAGUCAUAGGAGGUGGAGCUCAUAGAGUUGGAAGUAGUUUUGGUGUAAAAAUGGAUUCCUUAUUGCCAAAAGCCUUAGAAUCAACUGUAGUACUUGAUGUCCAGAAUAUAGCGUGUGGGGGAAGACAUUCGGCCUUAGUCACCAAGCAAGGAGAGGUUUUCUCUUGGGGGGAGGAAUCAGGAGGCAGGCUUGGGCAUGGUGUAGACUCUGAUGUUUUGCAUCCGAAGCUUAUUGAUUCACUCAGUAAUAUAAAUAUUGAACUUGUGGCAUGUGGCGAGUACCAUAGCUGUGCUGUAACACUUUCUGGUGAUUUGUACACUUGGGGUGAUGGAACUUAUAAUUUUGGUCUUCUUGGACAUGGAAAUGAAGUAAGUCACUGGGUUCCAAAAAGAGUGAACGGGCCUUUGGAAGGCAUACAUGUCUCAUCUAUAUCUUGUGGACCCUGGCAUACAGCAGUUGUAACCUCUGCUGGGCAAUUGUUUACUUUUGGUGAUGGUACAUUCUGUGUUCUAGGUCAUGGAGAUAGAAAAAGUGUUUCAAUACCAAGGGAAGUAGAAUCCCUGAAAGGUCUCCGCACUGUACGAGCAGCCUGUGGAGUUUGGCAUACUGCUGCAGUUGUAGAAGUCAUGGUGGGAAAUUCAAGUUCCAGCAAUUGUUCUUCAGGAAAGCUGUUCACUUGGGGAGAUGGAGAUAAAGGUCGACUUGGGCAUGGUGACAAGGAAGCAAAACUGGUUCCUACAUGCGUUGCUGCUCUUGUUGAACCCAACUUUUGCCAAGUUGCAUGUGGACAUAGUCUGACAGUUGCACUUACAACCUCAGGCCAUGUCUACACAAUGGGUAGUCCUGUCUAUGGCCAGCUAGGAAACCCCCAUGCUGAUGGAAAGCUCCCCAGCCGUGUUGAAGGAAAACUCUCUAGGAGUUUUGUUGAGGAGAUUGCUUGUGGUGCUUAUCAUGUUGCAGUUUUAACUUCAAAAACUGAGGUUUAUACAUGGGGAAAGGGAGCAAAUGGACGAUUAGGUCACGGGGAUACAGAUGAUAGAAAUUUCCCGACGUUGGUAGAAGCCUUGAAAGACAAACAAGUGAAGAGUGUUGCUUGUGGGACAAAUUUUACUGCUGUUAUCUGCCUCCAUAAAUGGGUUUCUGGUAUUGAUCAGUCUAUGUGUUCUGGCUGCCGCCUGCCAUUUAAUUUCAAAAGAAAACGGCACAACUGUUAUAAUUGUGGGUUAGUUUUUUGUCAUUCAUGCAGUAGCAAGAAGUCUCUUAAGGCUUCCAUGGCACCAAAUCCAAACAAACCUUAUCGUGUUUGUGAUAAUUGCUUUAGUAAAUUGAGGAAAGCCAUUGAAACUGAUGCUUCAUCUCAGUCUUCUGUAAGCAGGAGAGGUAGUGUCAAUCAUGGGUCUAAUGAGUUCAUUGAUAAAGAUGAGAAGUUGGACUCGAGAUCUCGUGCACAACUUGCUAGGUUUUCAUCAAUGGAGUCCUUAAAACAAGCAGACAGUAGAUCUAAGAGAAACAAGAAACUGGAAUUCAACAGCAGCCGUGUUUCACCAGUACCAAAUGGAGGCUCCCAAUGGGGAGCACUCAAUAUUUCAAAAUCUUUCAAUCCUAUGUUUGGUUCAUCCAAGAAGUUUUUCUCAGCUUCUGUUCCUGGAUCGAGAAUUGUUUCUCGUGCAACAUCGCCAAUAUCAAGACGACCUAGCCCACCUCGCUCAACAACACCAACCCCAACCCUGGGUGGAUUAACCUCACCAAAACUCGUUGUAGGUGAUGCUAAAAGAACAAAUGAGUACCUCGGCCAGGAGAUUAACAAAUUGAGAGCACAGGUGGAGAAUCUUACUUGCAAAGCCCAACUCCAAGAAACUGAGCUGGAAAGGACAACAAAGCAGCUAAAGGAAGCAAUAGCAAUUGCUGGAGAAGAGACUGCUAAAUGCAAAGCAGCAAAAGAAGUGAUCAAGUCAUUGACUGCUCAAUUAAAAGAUAUGGCUGAGAGACUUCCUGUUGGAGUAGCCCGAAAUAUCAAAUCACCGUCCUUUACAUCACUCGGCUUGACUGCAGCUUCAAGUGAUAUUUCUAGUCCUUCUGCUGAUCGUCUGACUGGUCAUAUACCAUCGCCGGAACUGGACACAAACGGAUUAAACAGCCCGUUAUUGUCUAAUGGUUCCACUACCGCCAAUAUUCGUAAUUCAGGUCAUAACAAACAAGGCCAUUUGGAAGCAACAGUUAGAAAUGGAAGCAGAACAAAGGAAGCUGAAUCGCACCAUGAAGCUGAAUGGGUUGAGCAAGAUGAGCCUGGAGUAUAUAUAACUCUUACCUCCCUCCCUGGAGGUGGCAAGGAUCUUAAACGAGUGCGCUUCAGUCGGAAGAGGUUCAGUGAGAAGCAAGCUGGACAAUGGUGGGCAGAGAAUAGAGCAAGGGUUUACGAACAAUACAAUGUUCGCAUGAUUGACAAGUCGAGUGUUGGUGUCGGGAGUGAGGAUUUGGCUCACUAGCAGUUAGGAAAUAAUUUUUAACAGUAUCUCUGUAGAUGAAACACUAUUUUUCAUUUUUCAGCUCCUCGUGCUAGGAAUCGUCGAUCCUCAUCGAUUGGGUAUGGCUUCCGUCCUUUACGACGAGCUUAUAGAAGCAGAAUACAGCUACAAGAGAGUGAGUCAGAGGGGUUUGAUUGUGUUCUCAUUUAUUUUAACCUUUUGAUUUUUUUCCAUAUAUUUUCGGUAUAUGUACGGUGUGUCUUCGGGGUUGAUGGGGAAAAAUGUAAAUUGUUAGUAGGUUGGUGGCUCUUGUUGAAAAAGCAACUGCCAUGUAAAUUCAUAAAGCAAAUGCAUCACAUAUUUUUCUUCUUUGGUUUGUAUAAUUCAUCUCAGGCUUGUUCAAA
Messenger RNA from Mercurialis annua (annual mercury), 4045 nucleotides. RefSeq names its product PH, RCC1 and FYVE domains-containing protein 1-like. The coding region runs from base 360 to 3662 and encodes 1100 amino acids. Lineage: Eukaryota; Viridiplantae; Streptophyta; Magnoliopsida; Malpighiales; Euphorbiaceae. Gene Ontology annotation, molecular function: metal ion binding. The transcript has 9 exons. The record is from RefSeq and is a predicted model, not a curated record.